Messenger RNA from Psilocybe cubensis, 891 nucleotides. RefSeq lists its product as uncharacterized. Gene Ontology annotation, cellular component: ribosome. Gene Ontology annotation, molecular function: structural constituent of ribosome. NCBI's taxonomy places the organism in Eukaryota, Fungi, Basidiomycota, Agaricomycetes, Agaricales, Agrocybaceae. The coding region runs from base 1 to 891 and encodes 296 amino acids. The transcript has 3 exons. Gene Ontology annotation, biological process: translation. The record is from RefSeq and is a predicted model, not a curated record.
AUGCUGGGGAAGGCCAUAUCGCGGGUUUCUCGCCUUCCUUCGCGCGCCACGCGCCUCACCACACGAAUUGUGAAGCCAACAGUAAACGUUAAGGAGCGGCCACCUGUACAACAACAAGCCGCUCCCAUUCUUGAACCUGUGUAUCUUUCUCUCACCCCUUCACUCAAGCGCGGGCGAUGGGAUCCUCCCGCCGAAAGCAACGUCGCUGUCCUUGAACCCACCGUGUUCCGACACCCACUUCGAAAGGACAUCCUCCACCUCUGCGUCACUCAUUACCUAGAUUCCUUGCGUCAAGGCUCAGCAAACACUAAAACUCGUGGAGAAGUCCGAGGGUCUGGCCGCAAGGUUCGUCGUCAGAAGGGAACAGGCAAAGCGCGUCUCGGUGAUAACCAAAGUCCCAUGCUGAGAGGAGGAGGUGUCGCCUUCGGACCUAAGCCCCGAGAUUUCAGCACUAAACUACCACGAAAGGUCAUAGAGAUGGGCAUGCGCGUCGCCUUGAGCGCUAAGCUUCGGGAACAGCGACUAGGCGUCAUGACUCGAUUAUACUGGCCUAAUGGUAAAACAAAGUACCUUGUGCGGAGAAUCGACCAACUCGGCUUGCGCAAGACUUUGUUUAUCAGCGGAGAGCCAACUGUGCAUGAAGGCUUGCGACGCGCUAUUGGUAACAUCCCCCUCGUGCAGUUGAGCAGCGUGAGCGACAUAACCGUCUACGAACUCAUGAAAUGGGAUAGAGUCGUUAUGGAUUUGAAGGCUGUCGAAUACUUCGAGCAGCGUCUGAAGAAACAAAACAUCCCUACAACUGCUUUACCCAUCGCCGCAGCUGAAGAAGUCAAGGUGCCAGUAACCCUUCUUGCUGAGGAAUCCCAGACACUCCAGACUAGUUCGCCCUAA